AUGCGAGAGAAGAAGCUGAUGGAAAGUGGUGACAGUGGAUUGGAUGGGUUAGGAGGACCAGGAGUACAGCUUGGAAGCCCUGAUAAGAAAAAGCGCAAAGCAAAUACACAGGGAUCAUCAUUUCCUCCUCCAUCUGAAUAUGCUCCACCGCCGAAUCCAAGUUCUGACCACCUUGUAGCUGCAAAUCCAUUUGAUGACAACUAUAAUACUGUGUCUUACAAACCACUUCCUUCAGGAAAUCCAUAUUUUAGUAGUCCUGGUUAUCCUGGCUUUGGAGGCUAUAACACUUUCAGAAUGCCACCUCACAUGCUGCCCAGAGUGUCCUCGCCAUAUGGUGGUUCUUACUCUCUCAGAAACCAGCCACACCCUCUUCCUCAAAACCCUGUGGGAAUGGGCUUUAGUCGACCCCACUCUUUCAGCUUUGGUCCACAUGAUAAUCCAGGUUUUGGAAAUCAACCACCUUAUAGUAGUGGUCAGAUAAAUCAAAACGUCAGUAUUCCUGGACAACAUUUCAGACCAAAUCCUGGUGAGAACUUUGGUCAUUCUAGUCAGAUACCUCACCCUGAUGUGCCAUCUAACUUUGGUCCUGGAAAUAAUCCAAAUUUCCCAAAUUCUCAGCUAGAGUCAAACCAUUCUUUCGUUCCUCCACCAAACUCUUACAACCAGACAAAAUCAUCAGCACAAAAGCAAGACUUUAGUCAAGGUGCAAGCAAAGCAUCCAGCCAGAACACUGCUACUCAUCAGCAUCAUCACAGGACAGAGGACAUUGUGAGUCAAGGUAACAGUGACCUAAAAAAUGUUACUCGAAACAAUGUGGUAAAUCAGGAUAGCAGCCAUUCUAAUAGUGCUGAUAACACUAACGCUGGCCAUUCAAAUGGGACUCAGAGUAAGUCCCGCCAGCCUCGAGGUACCGCUGAAGGAUGCAACUCUGAAAAGAGCAGUAAAACGCCCCUUCAUCCCAAUCGUCAUGGUCACUCGUCCUCUGAACCAGUCUAUCCAUGUGGAAUUUGUACACAUGAAGUUAACGAUGACCAGGAUGCCAUCUUAUGUGAAGCCUCUUGUCAAAAAUGGUUUCAUCGAAUCUGCACAGGCAUGACUGAGUCAGCUUAUGGCCUUCUUACAGCAGAAGCAUCAGCAGUAUGGGGUUGUGAUACAUGUAUGGCUGACAAGGAUGUCCAGUUAAUGCGCACAAGAGAAACUGCAGGGCCACCUGCAUUGAAUACGGAUGGCUAGCAACGUGAAUCGGUGGUAGUGGCUGAAAUACUUGUUACAAAGGUUUGGUUACAAAUUGAGUAUUUCACUUUCUCCAGACAAUCAGUUCUAUUUGAUUGCUAGUAUCUUUUCUUCUUUGAUCUGUUUUCACUCAAACUUGCAUCUCAGUUUUAGUACUCUUAGUUUUAGGUGUGCAAAUGUUUUAUAGUUUAAUCAGAAACAAAAAAACACUUGAUCCCGUAGAACAUAACUGACAUCUGAUCAGAAGGAGGAUGUGCAUUCAAAAUGUUAUUGAAGGCAGAAACGUGCCUGUGUGAAUAGCCUCUAUUCACUAGUGUUAGUGUGUUAACUAAAGCUAGCCUUUAGCACUCGGUUUUGAUGGUACUAUACUUGCAGGUGCUCAUUACUUUUUUUUAAUUAUUAUUGGUGAAUGUCCAUUACUGAUAUUCUUGCUAACCUUUCUUUGAAAGUAGUGGAGGUGACAUGGAGGAAUGUGCUGUACUAGUAGUUUUUAUUUUAGGGUAAAUACAGAGGACUUUGUGUGUAUUUUAUCUCUCUCUCCGUUUUUGUUGUUGUUUUUUCAGUAAUGCAUUAACAUUAUUUUUAAAUUUAACUUCAUGCUUAGCAAUACAAUGAAGCCCACUAACUCUCACCUUUAUAUUUCCUUGAAAAGGCAAUGAGCUCUUUUGACUUCUUAGCAAAUAAUUGCUGAGGAGUCUUGCAAGGUCUUGCACUACUUGGAAAUAGUUACAAACUAUGUUGGCAUUUAGAAAGUCAGAAAAGAGCAAGCUUACAAGUCCAAUGCUUUGAAUCUAGAGAAUACCAAAACUCGGGUUGCAUAUGUAACCUUAAUUCAUUUAUCUUAAGCAUAUGCAUACAGUCUCGGCUUCUGUCGUCACUGUUCAACUGACUCCUUUCUCAUUGACGGCUCUAGUCUCCAGCCUCCGUGCUGCCCAAGAAUU
Struthio camelus australis is the source of this 2174-nucleotide messenger RNA. Lineage: Eukaryota; Metazoa; Chordata; Aves; Struthioniformes; Struthionidae. The record is from RefSeq and is a predicted model, not a curated record.